Messenger RNA from Chanos chanos (milkfish), 1719 nucleotides. RefSeq lists its product as uncharacterized. The transcript has 9 exons. Bases 1 to 1719 code for a protein of 572 amino acids. The record is from RefSeq and is a predicted model, not a curated record. Lineage: Eukaryota; Metazoa; Chordata; Actinopteri; Gonorynchiformes; Chanidae.
AUGUUGGAUGUGCUGAUAGUAGGUGGUGGCCCCCAUGCUCUCACUCUGGCCACUCUGUUGUCCUGUCCUAACCAGCCUGUCACAUCCUCCAGCACAGACAUCCUCCAGGGCAUCCAGCUAAGCACCAGCAAGUCAAAGACAGGCCGCAACAAAAACAAAAGGAAAUCACAUAACAAGCCAGCGCUAGAGGACCAUGAAGAUCAAAAGCAACUGCUGUGCGAUGCUCUGCACUUUCAGGUGGUGGACUCAUAUGGGGAAUGGGCCUCUCUGUGGGAGAGCCAGUUUACUGCCCUAAAUAUCCCCCACCUCCGCUCUCACAUGCUGGUGCACACUGACCCACUUAAUAAGGGGGCGCUGCAGGAGUUUGUCACGGGGCAAAAUCGCAUGGCAGAGUUACACAGUCUCCCAGAGCACAUUUACAUCCAGGAUGAAAACGCUUUUUUCAAUGAUAACCGGCUGGGUAAAAAGGACAAGAAACUGCUGAGUUCCAGUGUCGGCUUGCAAAAGAACCUCUACUUUAGCCUGCCAAGCACCAGACUUAGUAUUGACUUCUUCAGGGAGCAGGUGCGCAAGUAUGACCUAGACAGUGUCCUGGUCAAAGGAACAGUGGAGAAGAUCAUUCCUGUUGUGUCAAACAAAGAGGUGCUGUUCUUCAGAGUAGCUCUACAAAAUGGCGAUGUGAUUGAAGCCAAAAGAGUUGUUAUGGCAACGGGUCCGACACGGGCCCAAAUGGCUAAUAUUCCAGAUUGGGUAUCAGUCAUUACGGAAAGCUACCCAGAGGAGAGUCUGCAACACACUGUACAACUCAUGCACUACCUCCCUCUCUUACAAGAACAGGAAGUGAUGGAAAAGCCAGUGGGAAUCAGCACUCAGAGGACAGUCUCUGACUUAGCUUUGUUGCUGAAUCCAUGUGUGUAUGCAGGUCCCCCAUUAGUGUGUCAGGCAGGCCAGAGAGUGAUGGUGAUUGGUGGAGGCCUGACCAGUGCCCAUAUCAUCUCAACUGCCCUCCAGCAAGGAGCAAGCCAUGUGACCUGGGUUCUACGCAAACACUUACAGCUGAAGCAGUUUGAUGUUGGGGAUGUGGAGAGUCUGAUUGGACGAUAUUCUCAUGUUGAGCAUGGGAUCAAGAUGGAUGGCCUUGCCUACCUCCGGCAGUUCUACAACGAGAGAAGCCCUCGCAAGAGGUUGGCCAUGAUCAAACAGGCCAGGAAGGGAGGAGCAGUCACACCUGAGGCCUACGCUCAACUCCAGCCUUUCAUUCUGAGUGGCCAGCUGCAUAUUAGAGCCUACUGUCAGGUCACAGAGGCUAAAUGGUGCUACCAAAAUCAGAGAUGGCAACUAUCACUGAGUUGUGGUCAACAGUGGGCAGGGGAAAGAAUCUGGCUGGCAACAGGCUGCAAACUGGACGUGAACCAAGACCCCAUGCUCUCUGAUGUCAUCAAGGAAUUCCCUGUUCAGGUCAUAGAAGGUUGGCCAUGCAUAUCCGAGACAUUACAAUGGGCUCCAGGAUGUCCCCUUUACCUGAUGGGACAAUAUGCAGCACUCCAGGUCGGCCCUCAUGCAGUAAACCUUGCUGGAGGACAAGCAGCGAGCUGGAGAAUUGCUAAAGAUAUUAUUAGCCAACACAGCAGCAGCAACAAGAUAACACAGCUAGGAAAAGCGGAGAAGUCCCGGACAGAGGAGUACAUUUCACAGAUGCACGGUCUUAUGUGGUUAUGA